Molecule: messenger RNA, 1407 nt
Organism: Mycena indigotica
Lineage: Eukaryota; Fungi; Basidiomycota; Agaricomycetes; Agaricales; Mycenaceae
Product: 25S rRNA adenine-N(1) methyltransferase
Exons: 11
Coding region: 40-1407 (455 amino acids)
Biological process (GO): monosaccharide transmembrane transport
Cellular component (GO): membrane
Molecular function (GO): hexose transmembrane transporter activity
Source: RefSeq, a predicted model, not a curated record
GUAAUCCAUCAGAGUCCCACACUUACAGGACCGCAUAACAUGCCUCGCAAUGGCGAGCAGUUCACGCAGACAGGAUGGUUGGUCUGCGCCUGGGUGCUAGUGACCCCAUUCAACUAUGGCUACCACAUCAGCCUCCUCAACCAAAUACAAACUGUCUUGACCUGCAAGGAUGUUUCUCCAAACAUUCCCACUGCUGGAUGCAUUCCUAUGUCCGACUUCGUGUUCUCAAGUGUCACCGCAAUCUUCACAGCUGGAGGUCUUGUUGGGAGCUUGGUGGCCAACUAUUUCAUGGAGCGCUCAGGUCGCAAAGGUGCUUCACGUAUGUCUGCGAUAUUUGUGGCGGUUGGCUCUGCCCUCAUGGGCAUCAGUACCUCCGUUGGCACUCUAGCCUUUGGCCGACUGCUUGUUGGUAUCGGUGCUGGCAUAGGCAUUUGCGUUUCCCCCCUAUAUUUAGCAGAAAUUGCCCCAUCCAAGAUUAGCGGUAACGUGGGGGUUCUAACUCAACUUGGGAUCGUUCUUGGGAUUAUGAUCACCCAAGCGAUAGGCCUCCGUUUUGCGACUCCGUCUGAGUGGCGAUAUGUGUUGUUUCUAUCUUCCGGCAUCGCCAUAGCCCAACUCUUCCUCAGUCCAGCAAUUGUUGAAUCGCCCGCUUGGUUGGGAAGUAAAGGUCAUGUCGAACUGAAGAAAGCCGCUGUUAUCAAGCUUUGGGGCUCCGCCGCCCCUACUACCCCUUCAUUGGAGGACCCGCUAUUGGACAAUCUCGAAGCACAUCGCAAUGAGCAAAUAACUGCUCUUACCGUCCCUCAAGCUCUUUCUGCUGAAGACAUCAGACGACCUCUCGCGACUGUGUGUUUCGCAAUGCUUUCUCAACAGCUUUCAGGUAUCAAUGCAGUUCUUUAUUAUAGUAACGACAUUUUAUCCAAGUCAUUGCCGAACCUGGGCCCUUACGUGUCUCUUGGAAUCACUGUUGUCAAUGUUGUCAUGACAUUCCCCCCCAUCCUCCUCAUCGACCGCAUCGGCAGACGGCAACUUCUCUACAUCUCAAGCAUUGGCGCAAUCUCAUCCCUUGUUCUUGUUGGGUUUGGGCUCAACCUUGGCUUCGGAACGCUGAGCAGUAUCGCGAUUUUGUCGUUUGUGACCUCCUUUGCUUGUGGAUUAGGACCCAUUCCUUUUGUGCUCAUUCCAGAAAUAUCACCCUUCCAUGCGGUUUCUGCCCUCUCAUCUAUCGCUCUGUCGUUGAACUGGUCCGCCAACUUUUUAGUUGGGCUUGUUUUCCUACCACUCCGGAACGCAUUGGCAGGACAUGGAGAGGGAACGGUCUUCUUCGUAUUCGCUGUUGCCCUCUUGUGUUCGAUGGGUCUUGGCUUUCGAACUGCGGACAAAGGACUUCGGAGACGUGGACCGUAA